Molecule: messenger RNA, 1464 nt
Organism: Rhodofomes roseus
Lineage: Eukaryota; Fungi; Basidiomycota; Agaricomycetes; Polyporales; Fomitopsidaceae
Exons: 3
Coding region: 156-1331 (391 amino acids)
Cellular component (GO): nucleus
Molecular function (GO): DNA-binding transcription factor activity; protein dimerization activity
Source: RefSeq, a predicted model, not a curated record
GGCGACCGACGCCGUCCACAGCGCGCUCGACGUUCGACACGACGAACUCGAUAUCCCACACAACAUCAAGAGUCUCAAGACUGUUCGUCGCCAGCAAAGUACCCCAUCCGCCCGACAAGACCGCCUCUUCCUUCGCCAUCCCCACAUCGUCGACAAUGGCUACCGCGCCGCCGCCCAACCACGACCCCUCCCUUUCUCAUGGCGCUCCAUCAGGCCAGCAUCCUCCCCCUCCUGGUGGGCAGCCCCCCGCGGGUGUCGCGGGCGAGGCGCCUGUCAUGCCAAUGAGCGGUCUUGGCUCUGAGCAAGUCAUGGCGCUGCUGAAGCAGCUCCCGGGCAUCAACUUCCCGAGGGGUGAUCUGAAAGACUCGGCAGCUGCUGAGGCCCUGUCGAACCUCGCACAAGCGGCUUAUCCUGGCCAUCCACAACAUCCAGGUCACCUUCCUCAUCCACACCAGCCCCCUCCGCCAUACCAUGUCGUCCACCCCUCGCAACAUCAGCAGGUCAUGGGUGGCGAACCAGGACCGUCGACACACCCUCGCGGUCCCCCGAAUCUCGGCCAGCUCGCGAAUACCGCGUUGCAAAACGCGCCACCCCCAGGGCAGCAGCCUACCAUGCGUGUCAGCCAAGAACCCGCGCCAUUGUCAGCUGGCGGAGCCAACGGCGGGCUCUUAGAUGAUGACCAAGAUGAGACUGACAAGUCUGGUUCUACCGGGAAGCCCGCGUCUGCGCGUAGGGGUGGUAGGAACGCCACCAUGACCAACGAAGAGUGGACACGACAGAGGAAAGAUAACCACAAAGAGGUUGAGCGCCGGCGACGGGGCAACAUCAACGAGGGUAUCAACGAACUCGGCCGCAUCGUUCCGAACGGAUCGGGCGAGAAGGCGAAGGGUGCGAUCCUAUCACGCGCCGUCCAGUAUAUCCACCACCUGAAGGAAAACGAAGCGCGCAACAUCGAGAAGUGGACGCUCGAGAAGCUGCUCAUGGACCAGGCGAUGGGCGACCUCCAGGCGCAGCUCGAGGAGAUGCGCCGGAUGUGGGAGGAAGAGCGCAUCGCGCGCGAGCGCAUCCAGAGUGAGCUCGAGGUCCUGCGCGGCCUCCAGCAGGGCCUGUCCCUCGGCGCUGCACAAGCUGCUGCUGCCGCGGCGGUUGCAAAUACUGCCACCACGUCUAUUUCCGCUCCGAGACCGGCGGGGGAGAACCGCGCGAAAACGCCCGAUGCCUCCAAAGAGAACGGCGGCAACAAGCGCGAGAGGGAGGAGGGGGAGGCUCAGGAGGGUGCGUCGGCUGAGCACAACGGCGAGUCCGAUCCCAAGAAGGCCCGCAUGGAGUGAGCUCGAGCCUCCGUGUGGGCCCCGCGUUCUCUCUGAACUACCGCCGAGUUUGUGUUGUGUCCGCGCAAGUUGAUGGUGUAUCAUAGGUUCGUGUGUGGACGUGUGUCUUCGCUUGGAAUGAUGCUUUUUUGUU